Molecule: messenger RNA, 2827 nt
Organism: Pisolithus orientalis
Lineage: Eukaryota; Fungi; Basidiomycota; Agaricomycetes; Boletales; Pisolithaceae
Product: P-loop containing nucleoside triphosphate hydrolase protein
Exons: 23
Coding region: 104-2827 (907 amino acids)
Biological process (GO): transmembrane transport
Cellular component (GO): membrane
Molecular function (GO): ATP hydrolysis activity; ATP binding; ABC-type transporter activity
Source: RefSeq, a predicted model, not a curated record
ACAUCGGAGCUGGUGAAGUGGCCACUCGCAUUCAAACUGAUACCCACCUAGUCCAACAAGGGAUAUCGGAGAAGGUCGCUCUCGUGGGGUAACCGGCGCUGUAAUGAACAAAUUUGUUUCCAGAUAUGCGCAGGUGACGCUUCAGUAUGUCGCUGAGAGUGGUACCAUCGCCGAGGAAGUCAUUUCUCCCAUCCGAACGGCACAGGCUUUUAGUUCGCAAAAAGUGCUUGGUGCUCUCUUCGAUAAGAAGAUAGAUUUGAUUCGGACUACCAAUGUGAAGUCUGCCAUUUCGAAUGGAUCUGGUUUGGGAGUCUGCGUUUUCGUCAUUUAUGCUGCCCAUGCACUUGCUUUCGAUUUCGGCACUACCCUAGUGAACGAAGGUCAUGCCACUGCUGGUCAGGUCACUAAUGUCCUCAUGGCCAUCCUCCUUGGUUCUCUCUCUCUGGCCAUGAUGGCCCCAGAAGCACAAGCUUUAACUAAUGCCCAAGGGGCUGCAGCAAAAUUAUUUGCGACCAUCGAACGCGUACCCGACAUUGAUGCUGCCAGCCCGCACGGACUGAAGCCAGAAAAGGUCGUCGGUAAAUUAACUGUAGAGGACGUGCGAUUUAGCUAUCCCGCUCGACCCGACGUUCCGAUUCUCAAAAGUAUCGAUAUCACUUUCGAAGCUGGAAAAACAGCGGCACUCGUUGGGGCUUCCGGCUCUGGAAAGUCGACCAUUAUCUCACUUAUCGAGCGUCUCUACGACCCUCACAGAGGUACUGUCAAGCUCGACGGGGUGGAUAUCCGCGACCUGAACAUAAAAUGGCUCCGCUCACAGAUCGGCCUGGUUUCCCAAGAACCUGCGCUCUUCGCGACCACCAUUAGAGCUAACGUUGCUUACGGCCUCAUCGGCACUCCUUUCGAGCAUGCAUCAGAAGACAAAAAGUUCAAAAUGAUCAAGGACGCCUGUAUCAAGUCCAACGCCGAUGGCUUUAUCAGUAAAUUGCCCCAAGGCUACGAUACUAUGGUCGGCGAGCGUGGAUUUCUUCUUUCUGGUGGUCAGAAGCAACGCGUGGCGAUCGCGCGCGCAAUCGUUUCUGACCCACGAAUUCUUCUGCUUGAUGAGGCAACUAGCGCUCUCGAUACACGGUCGGAGGGUGGGCAUCCGCUGGACGAACGACUGAUUGCAAUCGCUCAUCGACUGUCGACGAUCAAGGGAGCCGACCAGAUCUUCGUCAUGGGAGAAGGUGUCGUCUUGGAACAAGGAACACACAAGGAACUCAUCGGCAGGAACGGAACGUAUACGCGCCUCGUUCAAGUUCAGAAACUCCGGGAAACCGAAGAAGCGCAAGGCGAUACGGACAUCGCAGUGGUCAGUAGCAUAGCGGACAAGGAAAAAUUCACUGAGGAUGAAGUUCCGCUCGACCACUGCGAUACACUUCAUUCGGUGACGUCAAACUUCGCGAAGAUCGAAGGGAGAGGAAAAGCCCAAGUUGACGAGAACUCAUAUGACCUAUUGUAUCUGUUCAGGCGCACUGGAAGUCUUAACCCGCAGGGUUAUCGUAUGUAUGUCAUCGGCGCAAUAGCUGCGAUGACGAGCGGUAUGGUUUUCCCGGUGUUUGCCAUCAUUUAUGGCAAGGCGAUUUCCGGGUUCUCCCUCCCUGACCCUUCUGAAAGGCGCCAUGACGGUAAUAUGAACGCUCUGUGGUUCUUCAUCAUCUCUAUCCUUUCGGCCGUAGUGAUUGCGGUUCAAAGCUACGUCUUUACUGUAGCUGCGUCCCAGUUGACAGCGAAACUCCGAACCAUCAGCUUCCAUGCUAUCCUUCGCCAAGAUAUCAAUGAUGAUCCACAAAAGAUCAACGGUUUAGCUGGAACUACCCUUGGAGCGUUCGUACCCAACCUUCAAUAUAUAACUAUCAUUCAAGCUGCUACGACCUUGAUUGGUGGUUCGGCGAUAGGUUUUGUCUACGCAUGGAAGCCCGCUGUUGUUGGAAUAGCUUGCAUUCCUCUUGUCUUCUUUGCAGGUUACAUUCGACUUAUGGCGUGCGAGGCCGCCGGUGCCAUUCGUACUGUUGCCUCGCUUACCCUCUGGAGGAAGCCUCUCAGGAAUUCAAACAGGAGUGGGAUCUGGAGCAAUCUGAUCUACGCAUUUUCUCAGUCCUCUACGUUCUGGGUGGUCGCCCUCGUCUUCUGGUACGGAUCCAAGCUUAUCUCCACUUUGGAAGUAUCAACUUCCGAUUUCUUCACCGCUCUCAUGGGUGUCACCUUCGCAGCUCUACAGGCUGGCAUUGUCUUUAUGUUCGUACCCGACGUGUCAUCAGCUCUUGUCAAAUUACUAGACUCUACCCCUGAGAUCGACGCCGAAACUCCUGAAGGGAAGACAUUCAAGGGAAGAAUCGUUGAGGGUCAGAUUCGCUUGGCAGACGUCCAUUUCCUCCUUCGUGGCCUGAACCUAACGAUUGCAGCAGGUACCUACGUGGCGUUGGUUGGUGCGAGCGGCUUGCGCAUUCAAUUGAUCGAGCUCGGUCAGGUCCUUCUUGAUGGUCAACCUAUCAACGACUUCAACAUCCAAGAGUAUAGGAAACAGAUUGCACUGGUUUCGCAGGAACCUACACUUUAUGCUGGUACUAUUCGCUUUAACAUCUUGCUUGGUGCGACCAAGCCGAUUUCCGAAGUUACCCAAGAGGAGACUAGAGGCUUCAUUGCCAAAGUAAGGAGCUGCCUCGACGUUCCCCCUUCCAUUUUGAUUUUUUUGUUCCUUAGCGGCUUCGAAACUGAAGUGGGUAGCAAGGGUUCACAGCUUUCGGGCGGUCAGAAGCGUGAGCGAGAUUCCCCUAUCCUAUAUUAG